GUGUCAUCUAUAGAACCAUGUGUGGUAGGAGUAUGCUGAAGGUUACGAUAGGGCGAACGGAAGGACCGAGAACGUGAAAUUCGACGGCGAUCGUUUAUGCGCAUUCCAAGAUUUUGAUGUGCGGACCACACUGGAAGACUUGCAGAUAUUGGAUUUGUGCUAUUUCGGCUUCCGUUGGUGCGCAUUUGCUGGGGUGGAGUUGGUCUGGGCCGCUGGGUGGUGACAGUCCUCUGGGGUUUGGAGCCGAUGUGGGGUCGGCAAUCGGAGUCGGUGGUUGUUUUUUGUUGGUUUUGUUGGUUUUGCUAUUGCCAUUAUUGUUGCUAGCGGGGACCGGGCCGUCAUGACCGUGGCCGUGGCCGCAUCUGUUGCGGAGUUUAGCCAGACGUGCACAUCUAAUUGAAGUGAG
Messenger RNA from Tricharina praecox, 406 nucleotides. RefSeq lists its product as uncharacterized. The transcript has a single exon. NCBI's taxonomy places the organism in Eukaryota, Fungi, Ascomycota, Pezizomycetes, Pezizales, Pyronemataceae. The record is from RefSeq and is a predicted model, not a curated record. The coding region runs from base 117 to 344 and encodes 75 amino acids.